AUGACUGACCUGCCAUGUGUCACCCAAUUAUUGAACAAAUUGCAGAUAAAGCCACUGAUCACACCAACCAGACGAAUUAUGACAAUUGGCUUGAAGUAUGAUUGGCAUGAACUAUUCCCCAAAGUUGGGAGUAAUGCUGGUGCGAUCACGGCUAUAUGGGCACCUGUAAUAUUUGUGUAUUUCAUGGAUACACAGAUAUGGUACUCUGUCUUCUGUACAAUUUUUGGUGGUCUCUAUGGCAUUCUGAAUCAUCUUGGUGAGAUCCGGACUUUGGGAAUGCUAAGGAGUAGAUUCCACUCCUUGCCUUCUGCAUUCAAUGCUCAUAAUACCACCAUCGAAAAGAAGCGAAAGGGCAAAGAAAAGGGUACCCCAAUGAGCAAAUUGGAAAGUGAUGUUGUCUUUACUGAAAAAAGAAGAAGUGAUGCUGCCAAUUUUGCUGUGGUAUGGAAUGAAAUUAUCCGCAAACUUCGAGUAGAGGACUUGAUAAGUGAUAGGUUGGAAGUAGAUUUGAUGGUGAUGCCUAUGCCACAAGAGAACCCUUCGGGAAAAGUUUGUUGGCGUUUUCUUCUAGCUAAUAAGCUUUCAACAGCAUUGAGUAUUGCCAAAGAUUUUGUGGGGAAGGAUGAAAAUCUCUAUAGGAAACUAAGGAAGGAUGAGAACAUGUAUUGUGCAGUGCAAGAGUUUGAGUCCACGAAGUUCAUUAUCGAACUUCUUGCUGUUGGAAAUACAGAGAAAAGGGUAAUAUCUAGCAUACUCAAAGAAAUUGAUGCAAGCAUUGGCGGAUCAACCAUUCUGAAGGACUUCAACUUGACUUGCCUUCCAGCUCUGCGAGAUAAAGUUGUCGACUUGCUUGAACUUUUGCUUAAUGGCAAUGAGAACCAUCGUGGAAGGGUUGUGAACGUACUUCAGGACAUCUUUGAGCUUGUAACCCAUGACAUGAUGAUACAUGGGAACAGGUUAGUUGAUCGGGUAUACUUGCGACACUUCUCAACAAAACGAGAUGUGUAUCCUUACUUCUCUCGAGGACUUAAGCCAGAGUUAUUCGAGUCAGCUUCUGGUGAGGAUUCUGUUCUUCCAUUGCCAGACAGUGGCCACUUGAAUGAGCAGAUCAAGCGUUUCUAUCUUCUGCUAACCACCAAAGAUGCAGCAGUUGAUGUGCCCUCCAAUCUAGAAGCUCGAAGACGUAUAUCAUUCUUUGCUACUUCUCUUUUUAUGGAUAUGCCUAGCGCUCCGACAGUACGCAGCAUGCUAUCGUUUAGUGUUUUAACUCCACAUUUCAUGGAAGACAUUAAUUAUUCGAUGAAGGAACUCCAUUCCAGCCAAGAAGAAGUUUCCAUCUUCUUUUAUAUGAAAAAAAUUUAUCCAGAUGAGUUGAGAAACUUCUUGGAACGGAUGGGUCAUGGAGAUGUAGAAGAACUGAAAGAUGAAAAUAGGGAGGAAGAGCUGAGAAAUUGGGCUUCUUUCAGAGGGCAAACGCUGAGCAGAACAGUCCGUGGAAUGAUGUACUAUAGGGAAGCCUUAAAACUUCAAGCUUUCCUUGACCUGGCAGGAGAGCAAGACAUUCUUGAAGGUUGUGAUGCUGUUGCAAGAGAAAAUCCAGCACUAUCUGCUCAACUUGAGGCUCUGGUGGACCUGAAAUUCACUUAUGUAGUAUCCUGUCAAAUGUAUGGGUUACAAAAGUCAUCUGGACAUCCGCAUGCAGGAGAUGUACUCGAUUUGAUGAUAAGGUAUCCAUCACUUCGUGUUGCCUAUAUUGAGGAGAAAGAGGAGGUUGUGGCCAACGAGCGUGUGACGACUUAUUCAUCUAUAUUGGUAAAAGCUGUCAAUGGUUUAGAUCAGGAAAUCUACCGCAUAAAACUUCCUGGUCAACCAAAAAUUGGAGAAGGAAAGCCUGAGAAUCAAAACCAUGCCAUAAUUUUUACUCGUGGUGAAGCUCUCCAAACAAUUGAUAUGAACCAAGAUAAUUACCUGGAGGAAGCUAUGAAAAUGAGAAACCUUCUAGAAGAAUUCCACCAGGAGAAAGGUCAUCGACCUCCUACUAUACUUGGACUCAGGGAACACAUAUUUACUGGAAGUGUUUCUUCUUUAGCAUGGUUCAUGUCAUAUCAGGAGGCCAGCUUUGCCACAAUUGGUCAGAGGCUUCUUGCCAACCCUCUCAGGGUAAGAUUCCACUAUGGACAUCCCGAUGUAUUUGACAGGAUAUUUCACAUUACUAGAGGUGGUAUAAGCAAAGCGUCAAAGACAAUCAACUUGAGUGAAGAUGUGUUUGCUGGAUUCAACUCUACUCUUCGGCGAGGUAUUACUUAUCACGAGUACAUGCAAGUAGGAAAAGGUCGGGAAGUAGGCCUAAGUCAGAUCUCAAAGUUUGAAGCAAAAGUAGCUAAUGGGAACAGCGAGCAGACUCUAAGCCGUGACAUAUACCGGCUAGGACAGCAGUUUGAUUUCUGGAUGCUGUCAUGUUACUUCACAACCAUUGGAUUUUACUUCAGUAGCCUGAUCUCCGUUAUUGGAAUCUAUGUCUUCCUGUAUGGCCAGCUCUACCUAGUACUUAGUGGGUUGGAGAGAGCACUCGUUGUUGAGGCUAGACUUCAUAACAUACGAUCAUUGGAAACAGCUCUCGCAUCACAAUCUUUCAUUCAAUUAGGGCUUUUAACUGGCCUGCCAAUGGUCAUGGAGAUUGGACUUGAAAAGGGAUUUUUUAUGGCCCUCAAGGAUUUUAUCCUCAUGCAGUUGCAGCUGGCUUCUGUUUUCUUCACUUUCUCUCUUGGAACAAAAACUCAUUACUACGGUCGGACGAUUCUGUAUGGGGGUGCUAAGUAUAGACCAACUGGGAGGAAAGUUGUGGUGUUUCAUGCCAGUUUCUCAGAGAAUUACAGAUUAUAUUCACGGAGCCACUUUACUAAAGGGUUUGAACUGUUGCUGCUUCUGAUCGUUUAUGAUUUGUUUAGGCGGUCGUACCAAAGCAGCAUGGCCCAUGUGCUAAUCACAUAUUCCAUUUGGUUCAUGUCUAUAAUGUUAUCUGCACCAUUUCUAUUUAAUCCUUCCGGGUUCAUCUGGGAUAAGAUCGUGGAUGACUGGAAAGACUGGAACAAGUGGAUCAACGUGCAGGGUGGAAUAGGAGUUCAACCAGAUAAAAGCUGGGAAUCGUGGUGGUAUGAAGAGCAAGCUCACAUUCAUCAUUCGGGACUGAGUUAGUUAAUUGAGAUACUUCUCUCUCUGAGGUUUUUCCUAUAUCAGUACGGACUCGUGUAUCACCUUGACAUCUCCCAGCAGAGCAAGAACUUUCUGGUUUAUGUGCUAUCUUGGGUUGUCAUUUUUGCAAUAUUCUUGCUGAUCAAGGCUGUGAACAUGGGACGGCAACAAUUCAGCAAUAGGUACCACUUUUAUUUCAGGCUUUUUAAAGCAUUCCUCUUCCUCGGUGCGCUGUCCAUCAUAGUAAUUCUUUCCAUCAUCUGCAAAUUGUCUUUGAUGGAUGUCAUUGUCUGCUGUCUAGCAUUCUUGCCGACCGGUUGGGGGCUGAUACUGAUUGGACAAGCAGUGAGACCCAAAAUUGAGAACACUGGCUUGUGGGAAUUCACCCGUGUUAUGGCCAGAGCAUACGACUACGGGAUGGGUGUCAUUCUAUUUGCACCGAUAGCUUGUUUAGCAUGGUUGCCAGUUAUAUCAGCUUUCCAAAAUCGUUUCCUCUUCAAUAAGGGCCUCAACCGGCGAUUGGAUGUAGACUCGAUUCUUUCUGGAAAGAAGAACAAAAGAAUAGGCAGGCAUGAAACAUUACUUGCUCCCUGUAUAGUAAAUUAGUUCUUAGUAAUCCUCUUGUAAUAUUUUGAAAAAUUGG
Eucalyptus grandis is the source of this 3835-nucleotide messenger RNA. RefSeq names its product putative callose synthase 8. Gene Ontology annotation, biological process: (1->3)-beta-D-glucan biosynthetic process. Gene Ontology annotation, cellular component: 1,3-beta-D-glucan synthase complex; plasma membrane. Gene Ontology annotation, molecular function: 1,3-beta-D-glucan synthase activity. The record is from RefSeq and is a predicted model, not a curated record. Lineage: Eukaryota; Viridiplantae; Streptophyta; Magnoliopsida; Myrtales; Myrtaceae.